Molecule: messenger RNA, 1078 nt
Organism: Pistacia vera
Lineage: Eukaryota; Viridiplantae; Streptophyta; Magnoliopsida; Sapindales; Anacardiaceae
Exons: 2
Coding region: 287-835 (182 amino acids)
Source: RefSeq, a predicted model, not a curated record
AACAAACAAAUAAAGAAGUAUUUAUUGCCCCACCGGAGCCACCUCAAUUAUGUAUUCCUUUCUAGGCAAAAACUAUAUGAAAUUAUUAUAUUGUCUUUUCACACACGCGACAAUGAAAUUGAUAUCCCCAUUAUUUUAACCAUUUAAUUAAAUAACCAGCUAAUAUAUAUUUGAGCUUCAAUUAAAUUUUUUCACUUCUGUGGCCGUCGGUCUCGGACUGCUCAUUCUAUCACCUCUCUCUCGUUCAUUCUGUUUCCGUCUCUCUCUUUCUUUCAUAUGAAAAAAUAUGACAACAAAUAAACAAGUUCAUAUUAUUGCACCAUCAACAGAUUCACAGCCAGGGCCCGAGUGUUGCAUGUGUGGAGAUUUUGGUCUCUCUAAUGAGCUUUUCCACUGCAAGCUUUGCCAAUUCAGAUCUCAACACAGAUACUGUAGCAAUCUGUACCCGAAAGCUGAAACAUACGAAAUAUGCAAUUGGUGUUUGAGCCAAAAGGAUGACAAAGAAAAGUCACAGAAUUCUUCAAAUUCUUCAUCAAGUAACAAAGCAAACAGCGAAGAUAGCAAGAACAAGAGAAGGAAUAGCAACAGUGAGAAUCAUGGAGGUCUAAAAGCAAGCCAAAGAAGCAAUUCGCAAUUACAAAUAAAAAAGCCCAUAAAUAAACAAAUAUCACCAGAGAGAUCGCCAUCGACUCGAAAAAGGAUCAUAACAAAUGGAGCUUUGGAAGAGAAGCUGAGGAGAACAAGGUCAGAGGAGAUAUCAAAUAAAGAAAUAACCAAACCAGUGUAUAGGAAUAAGGUCAGGAGAUAUAAGCUUUUGGAUGAGGUUUCAAGCUAAAAUGCAUACCUAUCUACUUGCAUCAUCAUGCACACAUGCUUAUGGUUUUUGUUUUGUUGUGAGCAUUUUUCAUCCCAAAAUAUUUACAUACAGUCAGGUUAAACUUACGCAAUAACCUGACUGACACCAUCGUGAUUGUGACUCCUCCCUUCUAAACAUAAUGUCGCCACAAAUUUGGAACAAAAGUUGAAUAUAUUUGCAGUCUAAUAAUGUUUAUUAUGAUAUAUAUGGUUCCUAAUUACA